GUAAUGGGAAGAACCCAGACGCCCUGACUGGUGUUUGCUGCUCUUUCCAGAGGCAGGGAAGCCCUCAGGUUGGGAGCAUGGGACCUAGAGUCAGACAAAGAACCCAAGACACAGAGGUUGAAUAAUAUGCAGUCUCACAAAUGGCACAACUGGGAUUACAAUCGGGCCUUCUGACUUUAAACCGCAGGUUUAUGGAAAUUGUCCUCCAUUCCUUCCAGAGGUGUUUGCCUGGGACCUGUCUUCUUUCGGGUAUCACCUGAGGAUUAUAAAUGAAUUUAAAGUUAAACAGUAUUAACCUCCCAGGCACAACGUGUCCCUUCCUCUUUCCACGGUAGAAAAAAAAAGACGCCUCUUCUUUGCCUUCCGCUUUGCACCUCUUUUGGCCCCGGCGGCUAGCCAUCGCCCGUGAGGAGGCAGUUGCAAGCUGAGGGAUGGCGACUGGGACGCCCGAUUCGCAGGCGCGAUUCGGCCAGUCGGUGAAGGGGCUUCUCACGGAGAAGGUGAACACCUGCGGUACUGACGUGAUCGCCCUCACUAAGCAGGUGCUGAAGGGCUCCCGGAGCUCGGAGAUGCUGGGUCAGGCAGCUCGAAAUAUGGUGCUGCAGGAAGAUGCCAUCUUACACUCAGAAGAUAGUUUGAGGAAAAUGGCAAUAAUAACAACACAUCUGCAAUACCAGCAAGAAGCUAUUCAGAAGAAUGUUGAGCAGUCCUCGGAUCUACAGGACCAGUUGAAGCAUCUGUUGAAAUAGAAUGGCUUAUGAGAAGGCUUCGCCCGAUGCCGAGGAGGAAGCACCAUUGUGCUGUGGGUUCCGUCUUCCGUUUUCUUCUCCAAAAGUUAAGUUAGAAAAGGUCUGUGAAGGUGUGGAGGUUCUCCUGGAAAGAAGCAAGGUGGCUGAAUUUUGGAAGCACUUCUUGAAUCAUACUAACCCAUGCUCUUCUUGAAUUUUUAAGUUGCAUCUCUAUUUUUUUUAAGGUGCUCUAUUAGUUUGAUGUUAAAGCAAAAUUAAAAGAUGUCUUGGUUUUUCCCAGAGAACUUUAAUGUCAAAAGCUAUAUUGUCUACGUGUGAUUCUUAAACAAAUACUAGUAGUGUUUUAAAUUCAGAAAUAGAGCUUGAAUUGUGAACAUAGAAUGAUUAAUAUUCUUUUUAAAGAAUUUUUUCUUUUAAUCAUAAAUUCAGGAAAUAUUUUAAUUUUCUGGUCAAAGAUGGUGAUGGGUAAUACUUGUUUUCUUUUCUAGUAAUUCAGGAGAUACUUAUUUUAUUCAUUGUAGCAAAUACCUAAAUGAAAACUAGGCAGAUUGUAUCGUAUCUGGCCAGCUGCAAAUUCUUGCCUUGACCUGCAUUCCUAGAUUUCUUUGUUGUGACUCUUGAUUAUGUGGCCUUGGGUUUAUUUUGUAAUAUUGCUGGUAAUCAGCAGAUUCACUUGUGCGGCAUUGCCAAAUGCCAAGGCAGUUGAGUUACUGCGAGGGAUUGCGGUGUAGGGAGCGCCUUGGGGAAAACCUUAUAUUUGCAGACAUUUACCUGUGGUCAUUGACUUCAUCUCGUUAAAUGGCAUUCCCGUCAUCCACAGUUAAGUGUGAAUAUCUUUGCUUGAAUUUGACAUGGGAUUCUUUCCUGUUCCACUUCAGUUCUUAUUUAUUUAUCUAUUUAUUUUUGAGAGAUAGGGAAGGGAGGGAGAAAGAGAGGGAGAGAAACAUCAAUGUGUGGUUGCCUCUAGCACACCCCAUACUGGGGAUAUGGCCUGCAACUUAGGCAUGUUCCCUGAGUAGGAAUCAAACCAGCGAUGCUUUGGUUCUCAGGCCUGCACUCAAUCCACUGAGCUAUACCAGCCAGGGUGCACUUCAGUUCUUAAUUUACAAAGGGACUAGGAGGAAUCUGACAUAAGAAAAUGAAGUUUUCACUGGAAGGGAAAAAAAAGAGUCCAAUUUAAUUCAUAUUAUGUGUCAUCAGAUUGACUGACGACGUCAGAUUGCAUUUAUCCCUCAUGUCCAUGUCCGUGUUUACUUAAGGGUAAAAAAACAAAGGAGGUGUGAAGGAAUUCACUUUUGCAUUUAUUCUAUAAACUUUUACUAUAAUUAUGAAAUAUAAAGAAGCUCAAUUUAACUUAAAAAGAAGGGUUGCAAACUUAGAGCAAAUGCCAUAUUAAGAGUACAACAUGGGAAGCAUUAUGGAGGAUAUUCCCAUCACUGAUUCUAUUAACAUUUUGUUGGUGGUUAUGGCUAGGACAGAACUUAAAAAUAAGCGUAACUAUAGCGAUGAAGGGACAAAGUUAUUAUUACUAUCAUACGGUAGGCUUAUCUACUUAGAAAAUCUAAGGAUUGAUUGUUGAAAAAAGGUCUUUAAUUUAGAAAGCCAAAGUCUGACCAUCUAAAUAUUUAAGUACCAAAGAAAUACUUAAAAUGAGAAAUUAAAAUAAAAGUAUGCUGUGUCAUGCUGGAACAAAUAGGAAGAAGCAGUGAUUGCUUACAUUAUAUCUGAUAAAAUAAAUUUCACAAUAAAAAUGUUAAUGGUGAAUAAGAUUAUUUAAUGUAAAGAUAAAAUUUACAUUAAAUAAUAAAACCCUAGCAGUAUUGAAUUUAGUCAUUUUGAAGACCAUUUUGAGGACUACAUGAAACAGAAGUACCCCGAAAUGUGAGAACAGACCGAAAUAUAAACAUAAUUUGAUAGUUUUUUAAGAUUUUAUAUUUUAGAGAGAGGGAAGGGAGGGAAAGAGGGAGAAAAACAUUACUCAGUUGCUUCUCACACAUCCCCAACCAGCGACCUGGCCCAAGCCCAGACUGGGAAUCAAACCAGUGACCCUCUGGUUCACAGGCCAGCACUCAGCCCACUGAGCCACACCAGCCAGGGUUCCAGCUUCUUUCUCAUAGAAAUAGGUCACAUAGGAUUAAAUGGUGAUCAGACAUAUAAUGGAAAUGAAAACAACUUAUUUAAAUAAAUUUGUGUUGUAGAGGAUAUGUUGGAGGGAUAAUAUUUUGAAACUAAUGAAAAUUCAAAUUCUAUGCAAGAAAAAUUUUGUGAUGAUACCAAAGCAUUUGUAUAAAGAAAAAAAUAUGCUUUAAAUCUCGGUGUUAGGGGUAAGGGUAGAAAUAAAUGUUUUUUUAAAGGGGUUUGUGGUUAGAAUUUAGAAAGAAAACAAGAGAAAUAAAAAUGGAAUAAGAAAACCAAGCAUGAAUGACAACAAUCUGAAAAACACAUGAAACCAUGAAUUGGUUCUUACAGAUAAAAUUGUCAGCUUAAUAAUAAAACACAAGUUAAUUUAUAGUUGCACAGAUGAUGUACGAGAUGAAUCAGUUAGAUUUGGAAAGACGUGGAGACGAGAGAAUCAUAGCAGCCCAGCAUGUUGGAGUGGUGUGAGGCCUCGAAAAGUGAAUCAGUUCUGGCCCCACGUCUCACAGAUGAGAAACAAAAGCCAGGAAGAAGGUGACCUACCGAAGGUCACCAAGCUUAAGUAGGUCUUUUGACUUACCAGUCUGGCUCUCGAUUUUGUUACUUUCCUCAUAAAUAGAAACAAGGGUUGCUGCCUGUUAUUUCUGGUGUUUACCACUGAUGUGAGAGAAGGGAUGUUGAAGUCAUUGAAUCCAGUCUGUUUGUCCCAGCUCUGCAUCUCCGGCAAGUAGACAUCUAGCUGCUGCUCGAAUGCUUUCAGUGUUCAGAGAAUCCUUUACUUAGGGAUGCUGGCCAUUUUGGAAAGCCCUAUUUUUUAAAAAGAUUUUAUGUAUUUAUUUUUAGACAGAGGAGAUGGGAGGGAGAAAGAGAGGGAGAAAAACAUCAAUGUGUGGUUGCCUCCCGUGGCCCCCUACUGGGAACCUGGCUGGCUCUCAACCCAGGCAUGUGUCCUGACUGGGAAUUGAACCUGAGAUCCUUUGGUUCACAGGCCAGUGCUCAAUCCACUGAGCCACAGCAGCCAGGGUGGAAAGCCCUACUUCUCGAAUGAUUUCUGUGUACAGAACCAAAAGCUGACUUUCCGAACGGUCCUGUAAUUGUCAGACGAGUGUAUUCCAAGGCGGGAUGUGUGGAGGUGUGUCCAAGGCCAUCCUCGGAGGUGAAGGGAGAAAAUAUGAAAAUUUCUAUGUACAUUUCAUUUUUAUCCUAAAAAAAGAAACUUAGCUUUUGCUAAUAUUUAAAAUAUGGCUUGAUAUAAGAGCUCGGAUUUGGUCUCUGGAGCAUGCUGACCUACAUAGUGUACCUGUCACUUGGUGGGGGUGUAGCCAGGGCACCAACCGACUGGAGCGAAUGAUGGUGACGAGGGGCGUGGUCCAGAAUCCGCCCUGCACACUAGUUCUGGGGGGAAAACUGGGAAUGACUCAAUCUGAACUGACAGUGAUCUGCUUUAUUGCAUUUUAUCUGUGUGUUGUUAAGUUUAAGACUGUGUUUAAGGCUUAUUAAAUGACUCUUAUGAAUAACCACUAAUUGGAGAUAAUACAAUAAAGCAAGCACAAAUGAACAGUGGAAAUGACAGAGCCCUUUCCCAAAGUCCCACUCAGCUGACCCUUCAAGAUGAUAAAGAUACCACUUCAACAAGGAGUGAGAAAGUGCUUUCCCAAAGGAACUAAUUUUAUGGAGAGAGUAUUUUGUCAACUGAUGUUUAAGAGAGUUAUGCGAUUGCAAAAAAAAGAUAUGUAUAAAAAACUUUUUUAUAUACUUCAUACUUGGGACUAUUCUUAUUUAUAAAAAUAUUUCGACAAGGAUUGUUUCCAUGGGUUUAAUUUGUUAAGAAAACAAAAACACAACUAGUCUAUUCCAAGGUAUAUUUAACAUUAACACCUUCCUUCAUAUUAAUGUUAAAUACUUUCCUAUUAAUAUUCAACAACAACUAACUGACAUUAGGAAGAUUGUUAUUGGUAGAUGAAAUAAAAAAUGAGUAUAAUUGGGCCCUGGCUGGGUAGCUCAGUUGGUUAGAGUGUUGUCCCGAUGCGUCAAGGCUGUGGGUUCCAUCCCUGGUCAGGGCACGUACAAGAAUUAACCAAUAAAUGCAUAAGUAAGUGGAACAACAAAUCGAUGUUUCUUUCUCUCCCAUCAAUAAGUUUAAAAAAUUGAGUAUAAUUUAUGAAAUCUUCCAUUUAGAUAGCCUUUCACUUGGAAUCCUGUACCUCCUUACUGCCCUAAAGAACAGAUAUGCUUGUUACAACCACAAAAGGAAAUAAGAUACACAAAUAGAAGUGUGGAAGAAAAAUAAAUGUAGCUUUCUGUAAGAUGAAAUGAUAAUACCCAGUAGACACACAAGUGAAUUGAUCAAAAAUUACUAGAGGUUAAGCAUUAAUGGAGCAAAAGUUGCUUUCCUAAAUAAAGUUCAAAGUUGAGAACCGCUGCAUAUUGUAUUGAUUCCAUCUCUGUGACAUUCUGAAAA
This is a messenger RNA of Artibeus jamaicensis (Jamaican fruit-eating bat), 5346 nucleotides long. RefSeq names its product BLOC-1 related complex subunit 7 (gene BORCS7). The record is from RefSeq and is a predicted model, not a curated record. The coding region runs from base 432 to 749 and encodes 105 amino acids. The transcript is spliced from 6 exons. Lineage: Eukaryota; Metazoa; Chordata; Mammalia; Chiroptera; Phyllostomidae. Gene Ontology annotation, cellular component: BORC complex.